Molecule: messenger RNA, 7572 nt
Organism: Polypterus senegalus (gray bichir)
Lineage: Eukaryota; Metazoa; Chordata; Cladistia; Polypteriformes; Polypteridae
Gene: filip1b
Product: filamin-A-interacting protein 1
Exons: 7
Coding region: 3824-7447 (1207 amino acids)
Source: RefSeq, a predicted model, not a curated record
AGAUGAUAGUUAUGCUUCUUUAAAAUAUCAAAAAUCAAAAAAGUAAAAUAAAUAAACUGUGAAUGAAGCAUUCAACAUCUUUUUCAAGGCCAAUUGCUGCAGUGGUUAGCAAUGCUGCAUCACACAGCCAGUGUCCUGGGUUCAAAUUGCAGCUUGCUUACUGACUAUCUGUAGCUUGUACAUUCUCCCUGUGACUGUGUAGCAUAGUGGCUCAGUGGUUAGUGCUAUUGUUUAAUGAAGCCAGUAUCAAAUUUUAGCUUCUUUCUGUCUAUGUAGAGUUUGCACAUUCUGCCCGUGCCUCCCCAUUUGUAGGUUUUCAUAUGGUUUGUUACAUUUUUUCCCAUACUGUCAACGAUAUCUAUUUUAGGCUAACUGAAAUGGGGAAAUGUCUGUGAGUAGGAUUUGUUAUUGACCUUGUAGUGAGGCAGAAAUGGACACAGCCCACUGUGAAAACAACAUGCCUUUGCAGUCAGAAGCCCCAGUAGUCACUACAGAGAGCAGGGAUGUUGGUGCUUCACACUUUAAACAGAGUAUCCCAAGUGAAGAUAUAGGUUUACCCGUGCACAUUUCUUACCGCGGACAUUUGAAGGCUUAUCCAGCAUUUGCUCUGGUGGGGAUGAGUGAGAGUAGUGAGGUAGAAAUGGAGAGAUCUUGCUAUAUAAUGAAGACACUCUCACAGAUGCCCAGUCAGUCACUAGUUUUUAUUUCACUUACCUGACAAACUGUACUCUAAAUCCAGCAGCCAGCAUUCACUUUCAACAGUUUUGAGCGAAGAUGCACUAUGAAGAGUGGCCUCACUCAGCUAAAAGCCUUUCACCGACAAAAGUCACAAAGCAUUAAACAAUAAAAUAGAAAAUAAAAUUAAAUAUUCAAACAAUAUAAAGUUUGAGGAUAAUAUAAAAUUCAGCCACAGACAUCAAAACUACUCAAAAGCCUGUCUGAACAGACGCAUCUUAAGUUGUCUCCUGAACAGUUCAGUAGAUUCUGCUGAUCUCAACGUCUGUGGAAGACUGUUCCACACCCUUGGAGCAGUGGACUGGAAUACGUGCUCCCCAUGUGUCUUUAGUCCAAUAUGAAGAACCAAAAGGAGAUCUAACUGAGCAGAUCUCAAAGCGUGGCCCCAAGUGUAAUGCUGAAGAAGGUUCAUGAAAUAUUAAAGAGCUUGACCAUGCAGAGUCCUGUGAGUACCAGAAUUUUGAACUGGAUCCUAAAUUCCACUGGGAUCCAAUGUGAGAACAAUAAAAAUGGGGAGAUGUGAAGCAAUUUGUGUGAACUUGUUAAAAGCCUAGCAGCUACAUUUUUUCGACAGAAUGAAGACAAGGCAAACCAGCUUUACUCCGAGAGUAAAAUGAGAUGAAAUGAAAGCAUGGAGAAGCAUGUCCCACUCAACUCUUGUAACUACAGAUCACAGCUUGGAUACGAUUCUUAAAUGAAAAAAGUAAGAGCGAAUGAGACACCGGACAUAAGUAUCAUCAACACUCAGAGAUUGAUCAGAUAUGACACCUAAAUUAUGUAAGUUUGCAUGAGAAGAAGUAGAAAUGGUAGAAAGUUUUUGAAUAAUUAUCAGGGGCAGAUCAUGGGGGGUAAAACUUCAAACCUCAGUUUUCUGGGUUUUUAACCUUAAAUAUUUGGCUAGUAGCCAGUUACUGACCCCCUUCAGACAGUCAACCAAAGAAGACAACUUUUGUAGUUUUGACAACUUAAAAGAACAAAAAAGCUGAAUAUCAUCAACAUUAAAAUGGUAGGAGAAACAGAAGAGAAAGAAAGAAUUCAUAAUUUGAGCUUGAGGAAGAAUAUACAGUACAAUAAAAACAAGAUAAUCUGUGGAAAGAUCCUUGGAACACCCUACAACUCAAAAAGCCAGGAGCUAAAGUAGACUCCAGAAUCCACAUUGACGGAGAAACUCUUAUAUACGAUAAAUAUGAGGUAAACCAAGCCAUUGUUUUGUGAUACCCACUGAGUGGUUUAACCUUGUUAAGAGGGUCAAGAGAAAUAUAUUCACCAGUGCCAGACUGGCACCAUGUCCAGGGUUUUUACUGCCUUGCCUCUGCAGGCCCCAGCGUUAGAAUAAGUUGGUCUAAAAAUCAAUGACUGUAUAUAUGUAGAGUAUAUAGUAUGUAUGUACACACAUUAUGUGUACUCAUGUUUGUCAACCUUGAGUGAUAUUCUAUGAUGACUACUCAAUUAUUGAUGUCCUGUAGCUGACUGGCACUAUACCCAGUUUUGUUUCCUGCUUUGUAUCCUGUGAAUUUGAGUAAGUGGCCUUAAGGAUGUUUGUAUGGAUGUAUGUACAGCAUAUAUCAUUUUUUGAGCUUGUCAGGAGCACCAUUAUUUCUCUGCCUGGUGCUCAUGUCAAAUGUGGACAGGAAACCAGCCAUUUAUUUCCAGAGAAUAACCUCCUGCAUUCCUUGUCAAACACUCCAAUGAAAUACAAGGGACAUGAAAGGUCAUAGAAGCUAAACAGAAGAGGAGAUAGGCUAUAUUUCCUAUAAAUCUUGAUUCAUCCUGGCUGUAUAUCAUUAUGAAAUAAACCAACAACUAAUUUUUCACCUCAUUUCCUCUCACUUCAUGUUGCAUGUUUUUAUUGUAGUGGGCUCAGAAUCCUACCCACUAGCAAUUUUGCUAAAGACAGAAAUGAGUUCAGUAGAACAUGUUCUAGUUUCAUUAGAAAUUACAGUCUGGCUUCUUUUUCCGUUGCUCACCUGUUUUAGUUAAGUGUUCACCACCACAUUUUCUCGAUAUGUAAGCCUGAGUGGUACAGACUUAGAUUUGUAAAUCUCAAGUCAUAUGAAAAAAGUGCAUUUCUGGGGUUGUCUAUACUUAGACAAGUCUGCAGUAAUGGGACAUUUUUUUAAGAAUUUGAAAUCUGAUGAAAGGCUAAUUAAUUUUAAUUAUUACUAAUUAAAAAUCACCCAAUGCCUCAUUGCACAUUCAUUUUAUGAACACAAUUCAGGGUUGUGUGGAGCCAUAGCCAGUAGCACUGGGCAGAUAGUAACUGACCAUGAAGCAUCAAUUUGUUGGGAGGAACAAUCACACAUACCAACUGUCUUUAUAUAGAAUCACUAAUCCACCUAACCUGCUCAAGUUUAAGGUGCUGGGUAAAAUCCAAAGUUCCCAUAUGGACACAGGAAAACAUGCUAACACCACACCAACAGUGAACAGACCGAGAUCUGAAGCUGCUCUUCUAGGGCUGAGUUAAAAACAGUUCCAUGAUGCCACCCCUAUCGUAAAUCAUCCUUUCAAAAUUAAAUAUUAAUUAUACAGUGCUUGAAAAGAAGCAUGAUCUAGAAAGAACUGCAAGUUUUCAGUAAUCAUCCUGAACCAGGACAAGCAAGGAGUCUUAAAAUAUGACUGUGUUCUUUAUAAAAAAAAUUGCAUGUGCAAAAAAAAAAAAAAGAAAGAAUUGUAUUAAUAUGUAGUAUUAGGUUUAGUGAAUCAUUCAACACAAAGUGAAAGAGGGCAAGGAUGUAGGAGACUCCCUGCUGUGGAUUUUGGAAUGACAACACGGGGGAGAUGGGGAUUUGGAUUGGAAAUCCAUUUUGGAUGUGACUUUUCUGGGACUUCAAGCCAGACAUAACUUUUAACUCUUGACAAAAUUUAUGGUAUUAUCUUGAAGGAACAAAUACAUUAUUGGUGUUGUUAUGCUUUUUCAAUGCACAGAACAAGAACAAGGAGGAAACGUCUCGGUGAAAAAUGAGCAGCCAUGAGGGAAUGCUUGUGAAGCAGACAAAUGAGUAGCUCAGCUCAAUAAGUUAAAGGAAGUUUCGUCAAGUCAGAAAAUUAUGUCUGAUCUCCUUCAGGACAGAAUGCUGACAUCACUACAAUGAGCAUGGGAAAGAUCAGAAUGAGAUCCCGCAGCAAUGGUAUAGAAGGAUCUUCCAGUAGACAACCAGUGAAUGGCUCAUCAGAGGAGGAUCAACCUUCAAAAAAUUGCAGAAAAUCCCAGGUGCUGAAAGAAGGAGAGGAAACAAUCUCCAGGACCAUGAAAAGCCAUCUUAAAAAUCCAGAGAGCACGGAACGCAAACCUAAACUGUUGGAGCUUUCCAAAGAUGACCUUCUUUGUCUCUUGGGCGUAAUGGAAGGAGAGCUUCAGGCUCGAGAGGAUAUCAUUCACAUGCUGAAGACAGAGAGGACCAAGCCCGAAGUGUUAGAAGCUCACUAUGGUUUUGCAACUCCAGACAAGGCACUUCGCGCCUUACAAAGAGAUGCCCUUGUCACAAAAUCCACUUCAAUUGGGAUGGAUGUAUAUGAAAAACCAAUGGCCGAGCUUGACAGACUGGAGGAGAAGCAAAAAGAGACCUACAGGCGCAUGUUGGAGCAGCUGCUGCUGGCAGAGAAAUGCCACCGUCGCACAGUGAAUGACCUUGAAAGUGAGAAACGCAAGCACGCCGACUACAUGAACAAGAGUGAUGACUUCACAAACCUCUUGGAACAAGAGAGGGAGAGAUUAAAACGACUACUGGAGCAGGAGAAAGCCUAUCAAACUAAAAAAGAAAAAGAGCACAGCAAGAGACUCAACAAACUGAGAGAUGAGCUUGUAAAGCUUAAGUCAUUUGCACUGAUGCUGGUGGAUGAAAGGCAGAUACACAUUGAACAGAUUGAUCAGCAAAGUCAAAAACUGCAAGACUUAAGUCAAAAGCUUCAAGAAAAGGAGCAGAAGGUAAAAUCCAUUAAUAGUAAAACUAAAGAGGACUCCCAGAAGAUACUGAAGCUUGAAACUGAGCUGGAACACAAAGCACAGAAAUAUUUGCAGGAGCAUGAGGAUAUGACCACUAAGCUAGCCAAUCAGGAAGCCCAAUACCGGCAAAUGAGGCUAAAGCUUGCUAGUUUGACACGCAAGAUUGAAGAACUUGAGGAGACAAACAAGGUACUUCAAAAGGCAGAGGAAGAGUUGCAAGAUCUUCGAGACAAGAUAAGUAAAGGAGAAUGUGGGAACUCCAGUCUUAUGGCAGAGGUAGAGAAUCUUCGCAAGCGGGUAUUGGAGAUGGAAGGCAAAGAUGAAGAGAUAACCAAAACAGAAUCACAGUGCAAAGAGUUAAGGAAGAAACUUCAAAAUGAAGAAAGCCACAGUAAAGAGCUAAAGCUUGAAGUUGAAAAGCUGCAUAAGAGAAUGGCAGAACUCGAAAAGCUGGAAGUAGCAUUUAAUGUUAGUAAAUCUGAAUGUUCCCAGCUGCAUUCUAGCUUGGAAAAAGAAAAGAACUUAACCAGGGAUCUGAUUAAUGAACUGGAAGUAGUGAAGGCACGAGUAAAAGAGCUAGAGUCUACAGAGACGAGGUUGGAAAAGACUGAAAUGAGCUUAAAAGAUGACCUAACGAAGUUGAAGUCUUUCACAGUAAUGUUAGUGGAUGAAAGAAAAAACAUGGCUGAAAAAAUUAAGCAUGAAGAGCAAAAGACAGAAGAUCUCAACCAAAUGUUCAAGAUGGAACAGAGUAAAGUCAUGGAGGUGACAGAAAAACUUAUAGAAGAAAGUAAGAGGCUGCUGAAAUUAAAGUCAGAGAUGGAAGCAAAAAUGUCUACCCUGACAAAAGAGAAAGAUGAGCUCAGGAUGAGAUUAAAGGAAGAAGACGAAACAUCAAAGGACCUAAACUCAAAACUUGUGCUUAUGCAGAAAAGACUUGAACUUUUAGAAGAAUCUGAAAGAGAGUCAUCCAGAAACAGGGCUAAGAAAGUGCUGGAAGUGUCUGGACUAGAAGAUAACAAGGUGAAGGAAUUAACACUUGAAAUUGAUAGACUGAAAAAUCGCCUCAAGCAGCUAGAGGUUGUUGAAGGUGAUCUGAUGAAAACAGAGGAUGAAUAUGAUUUGCUGGAGAAAAAAUUUAGGACUGAGCAGGAUAAAGCCAAUCUCUUGUCUCAACAACUAGAAGAGAUGAAAACCCAGAUUGCACGUAACAAGGCAAUAGAAAAAGGAGAGGUGGUGAGCCAAGAGACUGAAUUACUGCAACGGUACAAAAUGGAGGAGGCAAAAACCAGAGAUCUGAAGGCUGAUGUUCAGGCAUUGAAGGAAAAGAUUCAUGAACUCAUGAACAAGGAAGAUCAGCUGUCACAGUUGCAAGUAGACUAUUCUGUCCUUCAGCAGAGGUUUAUAGAAGAAGAAAACAAAAAUAAAACUAUGAGUCUGGAGGUUCUAAAUUUGUCCAAAGAGUUAGAGAUUACCAAACGCUAUAGUCGAGCACUGAGGCCAAGCAUGAAUGGCCGAAGAAUGUUGGAAGUUCCAGUUACCUCAACAGGUGUACAAACUGAAACAGUCCUCAAUGAAACUGCUGAUGAUGACACACCUGCUGUGUUUAUCAGGAAAUCUGUUCAGGAAGAGAAUCACAUAAUGAAUAACCUGCGUCAAAGAGGGCUCAAAAAACCAAUGGAAAGGCCAGCCGUUCUCGACCGGUACCCUCCUGCUGCAAGUGAGCUCAGCAUGAGGAAAUCAUGGAUUCCUUGGAUGAAGAAGAAGGAAUCUGUUCUUUCAUGUGGUGCAGAAAAAUCAAUUCAAACCAAUGGGACUUCAGCCAGACCUGAAGUUGUGGUUUCGCAAAAACAGGGACAGCCAUUACAUAUCCGAGUCACUCCUGAUCAUGGAAACAGCACUGCCACUCUUGAGAUAACUAGUCCAACAUCAGAGGAUUUCUUCUCAAGCACCACUGUCAUCCCAACCUUAGGGCUUCAGAAACCACGCAUCACAAUUAUUCCUACGCCCACUGUUACUUCCCCAAAAAGCAAGGUAGUAGAGAGCCCCAGCUCAGGUGAGCGUGCUAUGUCUCCUGUUACUAUUACUGCUAUUUCUAGAGCUAAGUCUCCAGAAAGAGGAAGGACAUCUUUUGCGGAUCGACCUUUAUCUCCAAUCCAAAUAAUGACAGUCAGCACGUCAGCAGCUCCUGAUAUAUCGGUAUCACCUGAACCUCAGGAAAUGACUAUGGGAAGAGCUGUUUUUAAAGUUACUCCAGAGAAACAGACAGUUCCAACACCAAUCAGAAAAUACAACUCAAAUGCAAACAUUAUUACCACAGAGGACAACAAAAUUCACAUUCAUCUGGGGCCCCAGUUCAAGAGGUCUUCCAUGUCAUCACCAGAAGGUAUUAACUCGACAAUCACCGUGAGACCACUGACCUUAGCAACUGAAAACAAGGAAGUGACGACAGGCACUGUCCUACGCUCACCUCAUCAUUCUAGUACUUCUAAGACGACGCCUAAUAAAGUAAUGAGCAGCAUCACUAUCACACCAAUCACUACAGCCUCUACAAGAACUACACAGUCAGUGCCAGGGCAGGAUGGGCCAUCGGCUCGCCCCGCACCCACACGCAUCCCUAUGUCAAAAGGUAUGAAAGCAGGGAAACCAGUGAUGGGAGCAGCAAAUGUGACAAAAUUAGAGUCCCGUGCCGAGAGCCAGUCAAUGAAAAUUGAACUGAAGAAGUCUCCAGUCAGCAGCUCUACGCCUCUAGCUGGAGGAAAGGGCUGAGGGCAGGAGCCUGUGGAGGGGUAUGUGCAGGUUUUACUGCUACAAUGGAAAAAAACCCUCAGAAUCCCUUCCCCGUUUAUUACUGUAAAGAAUGUAACUAAUUCUAAAAAUAAACCCAUUUUUAA